AUGGCUGCGAUGGCCACCACAGCAGUGGCUGGUGGGAGCGAGGCAGCAGAAGGGUACACGGUGAUCUCUCAAGAGGAGUACGCACAGCUUAUGGCUGGCACAGCUCCGGCUGCGACAACUGGAAUGGUGACAACAUCGGUCCCGAUCACAGCCUAUCCCUACACCAGCACAAACGCCUACACGACGGUCACAACAAGCUAUCCGAAUUAUCCAAUCACGAGCAGUCCGGCUGUCCAAUACGCAGCCUCUCCUCUUCCCGCGUCCUACACGGCGGCCCCAUGCACUGCAGUGUCUACGACUGCGGGCCAGCCGAUCACGUACCAGGUGGCAGGAUCCCCGUGCCCGAGCACAUCCUACAAGCCCGCCGCAUACCAAGCAUCUACGCCUGGCUCUCAGCUCAAGUCAAACGAUGGCUGCAAAGCAGGUGUCUGGGAGGUACCCAGCCGUUUCCUACCAGCCAGCACCUUCCACUUCAGCAAUGGCCGGCACCCAGCCACUCUUGCAGCUCUGCCUAAGUUGGUACAGGGGAUGGUGCCAUAUUUUUUCAAGCAGCAGCUCGUAAAUAUCACUGGUCUCGGGGUGGGCCUUCUGGUUGUCCAGGCAGCAGACAGGUCCGGGCCACCAGUGCAGCCGCCGAGACUCACUGAGGGGAUUCCAGAUCCACAAGCUGUGGAGCAGCAGAAACACGCCUAUGAGAAGAGCCUAGAUGCACAGCUCGAUCAGGGCAUCAAGAUGAUUGAGCAGCAGAACGAGGUUAAGAAGCAAGCCCUCCGGCAGGAAGCAGAAAUGAAGAAGGAGCAGUACUUCUUGCAGGUGGACCAGCAGCUGAAAGCACAGGAGAUGAGCGUCGACCAGCAGGCCAACUAUCAGCUCAUGGGCCUUCAACAGGCAGCCUUUGAAAGGAAGGCUGUCCUGGACCAGCAGGCAGCGCAAGCAACGCUGGAGUACGAGCAGAAACGGGUCGCCGAUGAUUUUGCUCGGACCCAGUAUGAACACAAGAAGCGGGCAGCUGAGAAGCAGGCCAGAGCAGACAGAGGAAUCUUCGAUUGCCGUGCCAUGCUGUGCCACAGCAUGCAGGCUGAGAUGCAGCGCGAGCUGGCGAGGCAAAAGGAGGCUUUUGCCCAGCAGCAGCGAGCCAUGCAAGAGCAGUAUGCCCAACAGGUGGGGAUCUGA
Messenger RNA from Symbiodinium sp. CCMP2456, 1173 nucleotides. NCBI's taxonomy places the organism in Eukaryota, Dinophyceae, Suessiales, Symbiodiniaceae. The record is from the annotation of a GenBank genome assembly.